AUGAACUUCCUGCGGCGCCGGCUGUCGGACAGCAGCUUCAUCGCCAACCUGCCCAAUGGCUACAUGACCGACCUGCAGCGGCCCGAGCCCCCGCCGCCGCCCCCCGGCCCCGGCGCGCCCGCCGCGGCGCCCGCGCCCCCGGCCGCCUCGCCCGGGCCCGAGCGCCGCCCGCCGCCCGCCGCCGCGCCCGCCGCGCCGCCCGCGCCCGCGCCCGCGCCCGCGCCGUCGGUGGGCAGCAGCUUCUUCAGCUCGCUGUCCCAGGCCGUGAAGCAGACGGCCGCCUCGGCGGGGCUGGUGGACGCGCCCGCGCCCGCCGCGCGCAGGGCCAAGGUGCUGCUGGUCGUCGACGCGCCGCACACCGACUGGGCCAAGAGCUUCCGUGGCAAAAAAGUUCUUGGAGAUUAUGAUAUCAAAGUGGAACAGGCAGAAUUUUCAGAGCUCAACCUGGUGGCCCAUGCCGAUGGGACCUAUGCCGUGGAUAUGCAGGUGCUCCGGAAUGGCACCAAGGUGGUCCGGUCUUUCCGGCCAGACUUUGUGCUCAUCCGGCAGCACGCGUUCGGCAUGGCGGAGAACGAGGACUUCCGCCACCUCAUCAUAGGCAUGCAGUACGCAGGCCUCCCCAGCAUCAACUCCCUGGAGUCCAUUUACAACUUCUGCGACAAGCCUUGGGUGUUUGCACAGCUGGUGGCCAUCUACAAGACUCUGGGAGGAGAAAAGUUCCCACUCAUCGAGCAGACAUACUAUCCCAACCACAGAGAGAUGCUGACACUGCCCACGUUCCCUGUGGUGGUGAAGAUUGGCCACGCUCACUCGGGCAUGGGCAAGGUCAAGGUAGAAAACCACUAUGACUUCCAGGACAUCGCUAGUGUGGUGGCCCUCACCCAGACCUAUGCCACAGCAGAGCCUUUCAUCGAUGCCAAGUAUGACAUCCGGGUCCAGAAGAUAGGCAACAACUACAAGGCUUACAUGAGGACCUCCAUCUCAGGGAACUGGAAGACGAACACUGGCUCUGCAAUGCUGGAGCAGAUUGCCAUGUCAGACCGGUACAAGCUGUGGGUAGAUACCUGCUCGGAGAUGUUCGGUGGCCUAGACAUCUGUGCUGUCAAAGCUGUACAUGGCAAAGAUGGGAAAGACUACAUUUUUGAGGUCAUGGACUGCAGUAUGCCACUGAUUGGGGAUCACCAGGUGGAGGACAGACAGCUCAUCACUGAACUAGUCAUCAGCAAGAUGAACCAGCUGCUGUCCAGGACACCUGUCCUAUCUCCUCAGAGACCCUUAACCACCCAGCAGCCACAGAGUGGAAUUCUUAAGGAUCCGGACUCCAGCAAGACCCCGCCUCAGCGGCCAGCGCCCCAAGCUCCUCAGCGGCCACGAGGCCCCACCACCCACGGAGAUGCACCUUCCAGCGGCAACUCCCUGGCAGAGGCCCAGCCACCCCCGGCUGCUCCACCACAGAAGCCCCAGCCUCACCCACAGCUCAACAAGUCGCAGUCCCUGACAAAUGCCUUCAGCUUCUCUGAGUCCUCCUUCUUCCGGUCUUCAGCCAGUGAGGAUGAAGCCAAAGCGGAGACCAUCCGGAGCUUGAGGAAGUCCUUUGCCAGCCUCUUUUCAGAUUAGCUCUCCACGGGGGCACCUGAGACAUUUGCCAACAACUCAGCCACGCUUGGUGGCUCUGUUCCACGGCUGCGACGCGCGUGGCCCCCUCCUCUGCUCCGUUGUGCUAAGUGAUGUCACGCAGCUCAGAAAGGCCGGUGGGAAGGUCUCAGGGCAGGUGCCUAACCAGCGAGGGGCACCUGCCGUUGGGGUGGAGCUGCUGCCCUGUAGUCAGGAGAGUGUCCUCUGCGGUCCUUGUUCCUUUGCUGUGAGUCUAGUGGCCUUAUUGUGACUGCGCCAUCUUGUCUUACUCUUCCAGGACUCCCACCCUGCGGGCUCCUGGCAGCUUCCCCUAGCUCAGAUGCAGUGUGAAGCAUGCCCCCCUUAGCCAGUGCUGCCUGUCUGGGGUGUCUGUACCUACCCCAAAGUCCUCUUUGGCUCUGAGUGUUAGGAACUUGCCCCUAUCUGGAACCUUUGUCACACCUGUUUAAGACACACCUGCCCUGCUCACAAGACUCCUUGACUCCCGUCAUGGGGAAGCACUGUUAGUGGGCCCAGAUGGAGGGGACCAGGAGCCACAGUUGCCCUGUCUCCCUCCUCUGGAGAGCCCUUCUGAUGUGUGUGCGUGGGGACCCUGAGCUCCGAAGCUGCGCUGUAGAGAAUGCAUGCCUCUGUCAGGGCGGCCUGCCAAGUCUGUGUUCAUCUCCAAAUAAAUGUUAAGACCUCUGGUAUAAUAAAAGCAGCAGCAUUAACCAGCAUUUGAUUCAGCCCUAAGGUCGCCCCUGGCCACCUUGUGACUGAGAAGGUGCAUGUGAGGCACGUGCGUAUGUCUGUGAGUGUAGGGAGGGGCAAGCCUAGGAGGGGGAAGCUUUGUGUCAGUCCGUGCGUGCGCAUGUGUGACUGCAGGUGUAGACUCUCUUGGUAGGUGGCUGAGAGUGUGGCUGGGCCUCCUGACUCCACUCCACGACUCUGUUUCCUCCAGGACAGCUGACUUCCUUCAGUAACAGCGUUUCUACCUGAACGUGUAGCCUUUCCAAUAAGCCCAGCUCCUCGGCUUCUGUGACAGCCAAGUCAGACCCACUUGUCUGGCCUGCAGCGUUCCCAAAAGAAGCCCACACAGUGGACCAGUGAGCAGGGUCCACCAGCCAGCCCCAGCGUCCUGAUCUGCUGUCCAGGUGGGCUCCGGGCACUUCACUUUGGCUUCUUCGUGGCUCUCUGGUACUCAAGACUUUGUUUCCAAAGACCAAAAAAUGCCAUGAAGAUAAAUAUUACACACUGAUAAAAAAGCAGUCAAUACAGCUAUAUUCUGUCCACAUAUUUUCCUCCGCAGGGUUCCCAUCCUACUAACUCAAAAAAGCAACACACCCAAAUGCCGUGGUCUUGUCCCCUCGCCUCACAAGCCACAGAUACCAAGGUUGGGGAAUGGAUUUCUCUGGUGCCAGGUUCUUUCUAACUCAACCCACAUUUUCAGGGUCUAAGGAUCUAUAGAUCUAGAACUAUACCUUCUUAACACUUGAAAAACAGUGACACCUAUGGGGGUGUGGUAUGAGGUGGAUCCCCCACUCCACCAUAACUAGGGAAUAAACUACUGACAAGCCAGGCCAAGCUACAGGAUUGUACUACCUAUGCUCAAGGUAAAUGAUCUUUAUGUAUUUCCAAGAAUCUGUAACUAGUGGUCUUUUCUAUCCCCCCUGAUUUCAAAUGUUUUAAUAGGAUGCAUCCACUUCAUUAAAAAAAAAAAAAGGCAUCUAUUAAACAUUUUCUGUGAGUAUAAAUAUGGUGAUACAUCCAGGAAAAUAUUUCCUCACAUGUUCAUGGUGUCUGCUGAGCUGCAAGCACAAUUCUAAACUCUUAACACGCAGCCAUUCACUUGUUCCUGACCACAGGGCCGUAUAACAGAGACCAUAAUUGUUUGACAUGUGAAGAUGGGCAGGCACUUCAAGAUAAAGUAGCUCCCUCAGGGUCACCCAGAUGGGAUGUUGUGGGCCAGGAUUUGACCCCAAGCUGUGUAGCAGAACUCUUCAUCCCAACUACUUUGCUAGGCACUUCUAUUAAAUUUAGCAGAGACAACAGAGUUUCAUAAAACUGCAAGUAGUGUGAUAACUAAAUACACACAGAACUUCCCACACACCCAUAUCCCCCUCCUUCCUUCCUCUUCUCACUCUCUCCUUUGGCCCCAGGAAAAGGAGGGUGGGAGGCAGUGAGAGAGCUCAUUACCUGCUCCUGACCCCUUACCCUACAACCGUGAGUGACAUACACAGUGUCUUAUUCUGAUUGCAUGUAAUUCUGGUUCUUAAAAAAUUACUCAUUCUCCCACAUGUGAUGUCAGACCAAAACCCACAAGCAACUUAUUUAGAAAAUGAGUCAGCCCGGAACUGCUGGGGUGACAAAAUGGGGAGGCAUUUACCAUGGUCAUGUCUGCCUAGUCCGAAGGACACAUGGACUCCGUCCAGCCGUUGGCAGUGGGGCGGAGCAGUGGUGGGCAAGUUCUCCCAGAAGCAGCGCUCUUGGUAUGUAAUAAAGAUGAUCCCAGAGACUGGGAAAUUUGCCACUCAUAACAAUCAGUGAAAGUUUAGUGAAUACCAUGGUGAAAAGUGAUCUAAAGCUGGGGGUCUCCAAAGGUGGGCGACAGUCCACAGAAGGUGGGGAGAUUUUCAGUCUAUGGGCCAACUGUGACCACUGUGUGGUCAUCUCUGCAGUGGCUGUGGGGGUUGUUCUUACCCAUAUCUUCAUCCCAGAUGAGCAGAGCUUGAUCUCGUCCCUGCCCUCAUGGAACUCCCCAUCUCUGUGGGUCAAGAAGUCUUCUGCCCACUCAUUAGUUCAUA
Talpa occidentalis (Iberian mole) is the source of this 4418-nucleotide messenger RNA. RefSeq names its product synapsin II (gene SYN2). Gene Ontology annotation, biological process: neurotransmitter secretion. Bases 1 to 1617 code for a protein of 538 amino acids. The transcript is spliced from 13 exons. The record is from RefSeq and is a predicted model, not a curated record. Gene Ontology annotation, cellular component: synaptic vesicle; synaptic vesicle membrane. Lineage: Eukaryota; Metazoa; Chordata; Mammalia; Eulipotyphla; Talpidae. Gene Ontology annotation, molecular function: ATP binding.